AUGAAAACAAUGAGAAACAAAUAUGGUUUUACCCCUAAGGAAUUAUUUCAUCGGUCACACAAAGAGUUGCACAAAGAAUCUGUAUCUGAACUGAAAGCUUUAGCAAAUACUUUAAUACUGGUGGCAACUCUUAUCAUCACGGUUGGAAUUUCCGUUGCUAUAACCAUUCCUAUUAAGGAUAUUGACAGUACCGAUACUCCAAUUUUUCGGAAGAAGACAUGGUAUACGAUCUUCUUUGUGUCAAUUGGGGUUGAAACAUGUUUCUGUGCCUCAUCUAUACUGUUCUAUGCUUCAGCUAUUUUUCCUUCAAAUAUGGUUCCAAAAGAUGAGUCUGUCCGCUUAAAGGAAAACAAGGUGCGAUUUGGUAGUGUGUCACUUUUGGUCUCUGCUGGAUUCAUGUUGUUUGCUUCUAUUUCCGGGGCCACUUUAAUCUUUACCUUCAUGUCAAAUUGGGGCCCUUACUUCACUUUUGGACUUGGUUUUAUGGCAUUCAUGGUGCAUUUUGCACUUGACCAUAGGCUGUGGAAUCACUUUAUAUCGCGUAUAAUGCUAACGUUCUCCAACGUCGCUCGAGCGAAGUUGCCAAGAUUUAUGGCCAAUCCGCAAGAUAUAUGA
Sphenostylis stenocarpa is the source of this 615-nucleotide messenger RNA. NCBI's taxonomy places the organism in Eukaryota, Viridiplantae, Streptophyta, Magnoliopsida, Fabales, Fabaceae. The record is from the annotation of a GenBank genome assembly.